Molecule: messenger RNA, 2912 nt
Organism: Anguilla rostrata (American eel)
Lineage: Eukaryota; Metazoa; Chordata; Actinopteri; Anguilliformes; Anguillidae
Gene: spg7
Product: SPG7 matrix AAA peptidase subunit, paraplegin
Exons: 17
Coding region: 228-2684 (818 amino acids)
Biological process (GO): mitochondrial protein processing
Cellular component (GO): m-AAA complex; membrane
Molecular function (GO): metalloendopeptidase activity; ATP-dependent peptidase activity; ATP binding
Source: RefSeq, a predicted model, not a curated record
AAAGUUCAUUAGUGGGAGGGAUCAGUUUGAGGUUGAAUAACAAUUACCUAGCAGAAGCUUUCCAGUAGGUUACACUAAUAUUUUUUAACUGGACGUUAACUUGCGCGAUCUAAGACAGCGAAAUGAUUUACAGUGUAUUCGGCGUCAUGUCUUGCCAUAGUAUCAUAACAUAAUAUUAUGUUAGUUAGCCAGUUUGCUGCUUGAAAGCAUAAUAGCUACAUCUGAAAAUGGCUGCAUUACUUUUGCAGCUGAACAGAAAAUCGUGCAGGAAUCUCAGGAGCAGGUCAAUUUGGACUUCUUUACAAAACACCAAAAGCCGACACUUGGGAAAUACCAGCGUCUUUACCACUACCAGGAAAACGGCGCAAUGCACGGCUUUUGAUACCAUCUGCGUAAACUGUAAACUUUCCAGAUAUGUAUGUUCCUCACGGUCGUUUUCAAAGCAACAACUUCGUGGCCUCAAAACUGGAAUUAUACAGCAAGUCUUGCACCAGCCACCUAGCCCAAUGUUGCUUGCGAUCAGCAAAACCUUAUUUAAAAACCAGCUGGUCAAAAACCCAUUUGGAAUAUGGAAUAUUUUGGGUUCCAUUAACUACUUCAGCACUACUCAGUCCAAACAAGACAGAAACAAGAGGGACGGACCUAAAGGAAAAUCCCCUGAGGAAGAUGAAGAGGACAAGAAACGCCGCGAGCGGGAGGACCAGAUGUACCGGGAGCGACUGCGCAUGCUCUUCAUCAUCGCCCUCAUCAUGAGCCUGCUCAACACCAUCAACAGCAGCGGCGGCAACAUCUCCUGGAACGACUUCGUCAACGAGAUGCUGGCCAAGGGGGAGGUGGCGCGCGUGCAGGUGGUCCCAGAGAGCGACAUCGUGGACAUCUACCUGCACCCCGGCGCCAUCAUCUUCGGCAGGCCGAGGAUGGCCCUGAUGUACCGCAUGCAGGUGGCCAACAUCGACAAGUUCGAGGAGAAGCUGCGGGCUGCGGAGGAGGAGCUCAACAUCAACUCCAAGGACAGAAUUCCCGUGUCCUACAAACGCACCGGCUUCUUUGGGAAUGCCCUGUAUGCCCUGGGCAUGGCAGCCAUUGGAGUGGCUGUCCUCUGGUACAUUUUUCGUCUGUCUGGCAUGGGGGGCAGAGAAGGCGGAUUCAGCGCAUUCAACCAACUGAAAAUGGCACGCUUCACCAUCGUGGACGGGAAGUCCGGCAAAGGCGUGAGCUUCAAGGACGUGGCGGGAAUGCACGAGGCCAAGAUGGAGGUCAAGGAGUUCGUGGACUACCUGAAGAACCCCGACAGGUAUCUCCAGCUGGGGGCCAAAGUACCCAAAGGCUCCCUUCUCCUGGGGCCUCCCGGCUGCGGGAAGACUCUGCUGGCCAAGGCCGUGGCCACCGAGGCCCAGGUCCCCUUCCUGGCCAUGGCGGGGUCAGAGUUCGUGGAGGUCAUUGGGGGGCUGGGAGCUGCCAGGGUCCGAAGCCUGUUUAAAGAAGCCCGCGCCCGCGCGCCCUGCAUCGUCUACAUCGACGAGAUCGACGCCGUGGGCAAGAAGCGCUCCACCAACAUGUCGGCCUUCUCCAACACCGAGGAGGAGCAGACCCUCAACCAGCUGCUGGUGGAGAUGGACGGAAUGGGCACUUCAGACCACGUGAUUGUCCUGGCUUCCACCAACCGAGCGGACAUUUUGGACAACGCGCUGAUGAGACCGGGGAGGCUGGACAGGCACAUAUUCAUCGAUCUCCCCACCCUGCAGGAGAGGAAGGAGAUCUUUGAGCAGCACCUGAAGAUCCUGAAACUGUCCCAGCCCGCUGACUUCUACUCGCUGCGCCUAGCCGAGCUCACCCCGGGUUUCAGCGGAGCGGACAUCGCCAACAUCUGCAACGAGGCCGCGCUGCACGCCGCCAGGGAGGGCUACAAGUCCAUCCACACCUUCAGCUUCGAGUACGCGGUGGAGAGGGUCAUCGCAGGGAGCGUAAAGAAGAGCAAGAUCCUGUCCAAAGAGGAGCAGAGGGUGGUGGCGUUCCACGAAUCGGGCCACGCCCUGGUGGGCUGGCUCCUGGAGCACACAGAGGCAGUCAUGAAGGUGUCCAUCGCGCCCCGCACCAACGCAGCGCUGGGCUUCGCGCAGAUCCUGCCGCGGGACCAGUACCUCUUCACCAAGGAGCAGCUGUUUGAGCGCAUGUGCAUGGCGCUGGGGGGGCGGGCCUCCGAGGCCAUCACCUUCAACAAGGUCACCACGGGCGCCCAGGACGACCUGCGCAAGGUGACGCGCGUGGCCUACUCCAUGGUGAAGCAGUACGGCAUGGCGCCCAGCGUGGGCCAGGUGUCCUUCCCCGAAACGGAGGAAGAGGGCGCCAUCGGACGCCGGCCCUUCAGCCAGGGGCUGCAGCAGCAGAUGGAUCUUGAGGCAAAGUUGUUGAUUGCCCGUGCCUACAGACACACUGAGAAAUUACUCCUGGACAACCGAGACAAACUGAUCGUGUUGGCCAACGCCCUGCUGGAGCGGGAGGUGGUGAACUACGACGACAUGGAGGCCCUGCUGGGGCCCCCGCCGCACGGCCCCAAGAAGAUGAUCGCCCCGCAGAGCUGGAUCGAGGCCGAGAAGGACAAGCAGGACACGGGGGAGGACGAGCCCCCCAGGCCCCGCCGGCCCCCGCCCAAGGAGGAGGAGGAGCUCAAUCUCAACUCCUAACCUGGCCCCCCCGCUCCCAGAGAACCAUCCCCUCCCCCCCCAUUUCUGCCCCCGUGGAGGAAGAGCUCAAUCUCAACUCCUAACUGCCCUGCUCCCAGAGAACCACCCCCCCCCAUUUCCGCCCCCGUGUUCAGUGCCUACGUGGAGAUGCUUGUGAUUUUUCACCCCAAAGAUGCUUCUUAACCAUCACAUCUUAAAACCGCUCCCCCGCCCCAUUCAAGUGUUAAA